GCUUUCGGCGUUACUUCAGCACGAUGCUCGUUUGCCUGGGAUGGGUAUUCGAUGAAUUCCGAUUGAAACGUUUUUGUGCAAACCACACUUCGUAGCCAGAACUAUUUAAAAACUUUUCUUCUUUCGUAGCAUAAAACAGCUGACGAUAAGAUGAGAUGGACAACAAUCGAAUGAAAAUCAAGCAAAGCGAUCGCAACGCCAAUCCGAGAAACUGCUUGAUCGAUCGUCAUUUACUUACUCAUUGAAUAACUUUAUUUUCCGUUGCAAACAAUCGUAAAUAACAGAGUGAAAAUACGUGAUACGUAUGUUGAAAAAUGAACAAUCAACAAGUGGAGCUGUAAAAAAGUUGUUUCGCCACGUUUGUCAACAACAAAUAGACCAGUUUGCAAGCUUCGGUCGAAUUUCCAGCAGAGUGCAGAUCAUUCCCACGACAUUUAUGGUUGCCUGUGGUGUCUUGAGAAAUUUGAACAUUUGAUAGACUCGUGGCAAGAACAACUGUAAGAUGGGAGGUUCUCAUAGUAUAGAGAUACCCGGCGGAGGAACAGAAGGCUACCAUGUAUUGCGGGUGCAGGAUGGCUCACCCGGGCAGAAAGCAGGCCUCGAAGCUUUUUUCGAUUUUAUAGUGGCUAUAGGAAAUACGCGUUUAGAUCAAGAUAAUGAUACGCUUAAAGAACUCUUAAAAGCUGGAGUAGAUAAGGAAUUAUCUAUAACAGUUUACAGUAGUAAAACUCAAUCUAUUAGACAAAGUACAAUAAUGCCUAGCAUGACAUGGGGAGGUCAAGGUCUAUUAGGAGUCAGUAUUAGGUUUUGCUCAUUUGAAGGUGCUAAUGAAAAUGUCUGGCAUGUUCUGGAAGUGCACCCAUCUUCACCUGCUGAAUUAGCUGGAUUGAGACCAUUCACAGAUUAUAUUAUUGGAUCAGAUUCUGUUUUACAUGAAAGCGAAGAUUUAUUUUCAUUGAUUGAAGCCCAUGAAUCUAGGCCUCUCAAGCUGUAUGUUUAUAAUAUAGAUGAUGACUCUUGCAGAGAGGUAACAAUCACGCCUAACACCACAUGGGGAGGUGAAGGAAGUCUUGGUUGUGGCAUUGGAUAUGGUUAUCUGCACAGAAUACCAGUUAGAAGUAAUGCAGAUCACAAAUCUGUUCAUAUUUCUUCAACAACUGUUCAAAGCACUGCUCCAAAUGCCCAACUGGCUCCGAAUGUUCCAAUAAAUCCUGAAACAUCAAGUACAAUCUCUCAAUUCACUACUCAUACAAGUUUCACACCAACAAAUCUGCCACCUCCAAGCUUUGUUUCACCUUCUGCAGAUGCUGCAAAAACAAAAGAAGCUAUUUCUGUGUCUCAUCCUAUAACUACACCUAUGCCAUCUCAAUAUCAUUUUACACCACAACUAGAUUCAAAUGUCACUGAGACAACUAGUGAAAUAUUUACACCUAACACUAUAUAUUCACCUCAGCAGGCACAGACCAUUCCCAUGUAUUCAUCACAACAAGUACCAAUGUACUCUCCGCAACAUUCUUUUAUGAGUUCUCCACAAUUCUCUCCUCAAACUAUAGAACCUGCAGAUCAUGGGAUGCCUAAUAUUCCAGGAAUGCCAAUGAAUCCACCAUUGCCAACAUUCUCAUCACAGAGCCCAAUUGAUAAUACUUUCUAUCAAAACUACAAUGCUCCACCGACAUCGGUGUCUGUAAGCAUACCGAAUUAUAAUGCAUCCCAACCUCAAGUUGUGACAACUCCAAUUUCGUUGCCUGGAAUGCCGCCAAUCACUGUCAGUGCAUCUAUGCCACAAAACUCACCGUAUUAUCAGCCACCAAUGCAACAGAAUCAGAAUCCCAGCUCUAAUUUUGUACUGCCGCCAGCACAAUAACAGAGAACUAAAUUGGAAGUUUGAAGAGAAAGUGAAAAACCAAAAUUAUUACGAUUGUGAUGUGCGUGAGGGAACACUGGUAUAAUUGACUGAUUUUCAGAGAAAAAUUUGCAUUUACAAAGAUGAAAAUGAAUGAUACAUCUUUGGUAUAAUGAGUUGUAAUAAUCUGAAAAAAUGCAGUAGAUCUUUUCAUGAAAAUUGAUAAAGUUGCAAAAGCUACUGUAUUUGUAUUGUAAAUAAAGAAAUGGUAACUUUGUUAA
Phymastichus coffea is the source of this 2124-nucleotide messenger RNA. It is a transcript of the gene Grasp65, whose product is annotated as Golgi reassembly-stacking protein 2. The transcript has 9 exons. Gene Ontology annotation, molecular function: protein binding. Bases 503 to 1864 code for a protein of 453 amino acids. The record is from RefSeq and is a predicted model, not a curated record. Gene Ontology annotation, cellular component: Golgi apparatus. Lineage: Eukaryota; Metazoa; Arthropoda; Insecta; Hymenoptera; Eulophidae. Gene Ontology annotation, biological process: Golgi organization.